Messenger RNA from Periophthalmus magnuspinnatus, 501 nucleotides. RefSeq names its product olfactory marker protein a (gene ompa). The record is from RefSeq and is a predicted model, not a curated record. The coding region runs from base 1 to 501 and encodes 166 amino acids. The transcript is spliced from 2 exons. NCBI's taxonomy places the organism in Eukaryota, Metazoa, Chordata, Actinopteri, Gobiiformes, Gobiidae. Gene Ontology annotation, biological process: sensory perception of smell; signal transduction.
AUGGACCAGACCAAGGCUCAGUCUGAAACCAUUAUGCUGAACUUCUCAGAAGACUGCGCGCUCACUGAGAUGAUGCGUAUGCGGGUGUCCUCACUGCAGCGCUCCGGUCAGAAGCGCCAGGAGGGGGAGCGGCUGCUGCUGCCCAAUGAGGCCGUGUAUCGCCUGGACUUCCCCAGCCAGGACCUGAGCUUCCAGCACUGGCACUUCUCUCUGCGCGCCCACGGCAGAGUAACCAUCACGGGUAUCUCUCAGCACUGGACCCCCGACCUCACCAACCUGAUGAGCCGCCAGCUGCUGGAGCCCAUUGGCACUUUCUGGAGGAAUGUGGCGGACCCUCCUGACACACCGCUCAAAUGCCUGGAGGCUGAUAUGCAGGAGUUUGGGGAGCGGAUCGCGGAGCUGGCAAAAGUCCGGAGGGUCAUGUACUUCCUCCUAGCCUUCAAGGAGGGGGCAGAGGCUGACCAUCUCAGCUGUGCCAUCCAAUUCACAGCUCACAAAUGA